Heteronotia binoei (common prickly gecko) is the source of this 972-nucleotide messenger RNA. RefSeq names its product Golgi-associated RAB2 interactor protein 6-like. The transcript is spliced from 5 exons. Gene Ontology annotation, cellular component: nucleus. The record is from RefSeq and is a predicted model, not a curated record. The coding region runs from base 1 to 972 and encodes 323 amino acids. NCBI's taxonomy places the organism in Eukaryota, Metazoa, Chordata, Lepidosauria, Squamata, Gekkonidae.
AUGGGUCAAUCUAAGACCCACAGCUCUGUUGACAAUUCCAAGAUGUCUUUUCGAGACAUGGGAGCCAGGAAAGACUUCUGUAACACAAGAAUUGGGCCGCUUCAACGCCAGCUGUGGAAGGGGGAAUAUGGGUUAUUCAAAUAUUCCCCUAUGUUGGAAAGUGAUUUUGUUCAGAUCAGCAAGCAAGGGGGUCCAAUAGAGGUCACCACUGAGGAACAAAUUAUGACAGUCGGUAUCAGCUUUACAAGCCCUGUCCUCCGGAUCCCAGAUGUUCUGCUCGUGGCACGGCCCAUUUACUUGUCUGAAGAUCCGACCCUGCCGCAUGAUACGAAAUUCCAUCCUGGACGCAAAGUGAAAUAUGAGCUAAGCAGGCUGUUCCCUUUGCGCUUGGUGAAGAUCUCCAUUCACAAUGCAGAAAAGCAGCAGCUGAGAUUUAAACUGGUGAGCGGACGCACCUUCUAUCUCCAGCUCUGCCCCGAAUUGGACAGAGGAGAUCGCCUCUUUGAUUCUUGGAUCAGAAUCAUCCAGUUAUUGUGGCCACCCCCGGAGACAAAUUUGGAGAAGAACAAGGCCAUCAAGUCCAACCCCAUCAGGAGUACUCCAGUUCCAAUACUUAAAACUCCGUCUCCUAAGUGCUCAGCUAAGACUGCAUCUCCUAAGUGCCCAGCUGGGAGCAAGCAGACCAUCACCAAAAGUCUCAUGGGGAAAAAGAAUAAGAAAAAAACCAAAAAGGCGAAGUCUCCUGUGAAAGUAGAAAAAGCCCAAGAUCCAGCCCCACCUGCCAGAAGAGAGCAGGAAGCUGAGCCUGUCAGUCGUCCGCCUCCUCCACAGAUCAAGGAGGUGACUGAAGAGCCAAAGGAGGAGCUAGUGGAGAGAAAGCCCUUACACCACAGUCAGGCUGGGGAGGAGAGGAGGCGUGAGAAAAGCCCCCCUGCCAGCAGGUACCAGAAGAGCACUGGGUGGGGGGGAUGA